UUUGUCCCCCGACACCAAACUUUCGAUUUUUACGAUUGCCGGUUGUCUGUCACGUGUGCUUCGCGACUGCCAUCACAUUUUCCACGAAUUUCCUCUCUUUUUUCUCGACUCUAAGUCUCGCUCACGCUCUCGAGGAUUUUUUGACCGCGUGUUCAGUACCUUUCAUAGAGGGGCCGCUGAAUCGCAGAAACACGAGUUGCUGUGUUUGCCAUUACUGAUGACUCAAGCGCUUGCCUGAUGCAUCCUGACGGCCGCUGCAAGCAACAUAGACACUUGCUUGACAAUACCUGGCAUUUAUAGUCCGUCGUCAUGCCUAUCGGAGACCUCCUCGCCCAGAUCAGUGGCGACAAGUCACAGAGCACAUCGCCCGCUCCAACGAGGCCGCCUAUUCCCCUUCCGAAGCGAAAAGCAGAUGACGACCUGCGCAGCACCUUUUCGAAUAAGACACCGCGAACCAGCGCAAAUGGCGUCGGCUCUUCUGCCCCGUCGAAGCCGGCAGAUGCCCAGAGACUCGGACGGUCUGCAGAGAAGCCAACAACGACUACUACCGGUUAUAGAGGCAGCGCCGGUCGACCUUCCGAUCGAUCGGCAUCUGCGCCAAGGAGCAUCGGUAAUGGCAGCAACGCUGCAAAGUCCAGCUCUUCUGGCGCCCGACCCUUAAAUGGGCAGAACACAUCGAGGGUAACCUCGACUCUGCCGAGUCGGCCAUCGCCAUCCACCCCCGCCGCUACACCCAAACCAGGAGCACCGCCGAAGAAGGGAUCCUUCGCUGAAAUAAUGGCGCGAGCCCAGCAGGCCCAAACCAAGAUGGGCCAGGUUGGCAAGAUUCAGCACAAGCCUGUGGAGAAGGUCUUUACCAAGAAGGAGCGGGAAGAGAUGAAGAGGGACCCCAAAAAAGACCCAAAGGCUGCAGCAAGGCAGUCAUCUAAGUUCCAGGGGACCGCGAGAUCAUCAUCCGCGGCCCCAUCACGCAACGGAGCCGGCGCAAACGGAGCAAGCGUCAACCGCAACGGGGCUGUCGACAGAGCAAAGGACCCCCGGGCUGCAGCGAGGGCACGCGCUGCUGCAGCAGAGGAGGAGAACCAGAAGAAGCUCAAGAAGGCCGCCGUUGCGACGACAGGUUACACUGGCACCGCCCGUCCAAAACCCGGCGCGGCGUCAGCCAAGAAAAAGCCUGCCCCGGGAGGUGCGCUCCUUAAUGCCCGCCCAGCCCCACGCUACGGCGGCUCUGCGAAGCGCUCGCGCUAUGACGAAGAGGAGGAGGACGAGGAACUCGACGACUUUAUCGAAUACGAUGACGAGGAUGACGCUGGCCCUCGCUACACGUACGACUCGGAGGGUUCUUCAGACAUGGAGGCCGGUAUGGAUGACGUGUGGGAAGAGGAGGCUAAGGCGGAGCGCGUGGCGCGACUCGAGGAUAUCGAGCAAGAGAAGCUCGAAAAGAGGUUAAAGGCCGAGAAGGAGGAGCGCAAGCGCAGAUUCUAUGAGCAACAAAGAGCUCGACGCUGAGGCAGUCUCCU
Messenger RNA from Colletotrichum destructivum, 1520 nucleotides. Its product is annotated as Putative chromatin SPT2. Bases 310 to 1509 code for a protein of 399 amino acids. The record is from RefSeq and is a predicted model, not a curated record. The transcript has 2 exons. NCBI's taxonomy places the organism in Eukaryota, Fungi, Ascomycota, Sordariomycetes, Glomerellales, Glomerellaceae.